AUGAAAAGAGUUGCAUAAGGCAAAGAAAUUCAAAACAGAUGCAACGAAUUCAACACUUAUGCAUUUUGCUUAUACAACAAAUACUUUAAAAAAUAUGUUAUUUUUAAUGCCACUUUAAUUAAAGAGGGAAGCUUUUACAUGAUUAUGUAAAUAUUCUAAAUUUUAUUGAUUAGCUAUUCCAAUAUCACUUCUUAAAUUAUUCUUAAUAAAUAAUUAGAUAUUAUCAAUGAUGAUAUAUAAUCAUAGCUUUCCUAAAGUCAAUAUACUCUUCUUAUUUCAGGAUUAACUUUAUUAUUAUUGGCGGUUUUCAUAAUUCAUUAUAUAUUCCUUCCAUUAAAAGAUCUUAUGAAAACACUUUAUUUCUACAUUAAAUAAAGAGGAAAUAAUAUCAACAAAGAAAUUUUUAAAUUGUUCAAUACUAAAAUGAAAGUAAAAAGUAACAAUACUUUUUCGGAUUUAAUGCAAGUAUUUUUAAAGUUUGAAGCAAAAAUGAAUCUCAGCUAAUAAAUUAAAAAUAAAGAUUGUAUCUUCUUUGAAUAAAUACAGUAUUAAAAAUAAGCAAAAAAUGAACUUAUAAAUCCACUAGAAGUUAAUUUAAAUAGUAUCACAAAUAAUCCUUUGACUUUUAGCUCGAUUAAAAAUAUAUUUGAUUUAUUAAAACUUAAAUUAUUUAAUUUGUGA
Molecule: messenger RNA, 681 nt
Organism: Paramecium sonneborni
Lineage: Eukaryota; Ciliophora; Oligohymenophorea; Peniculida; Parameciidae
Source: the annotation of a GenBank genome assembly